Messenger RNA from Dibothriocephalus latus, 708 nucleotides. The record is from the annotation of a GenBank genome assembly. NCBI's taxonomy places the organism in Eukaryota, Metazoa, Platyhelminthes, Cestoda, Diphyllobothriidea, Diphyllobothriidae.
AUUCAAUUCUGGAAAUCGAGAGAGUCCUUUGAAGGCCUAUCCGUGCGCUCCGUCUUCUUCAAUAUCUUCUACUCGGCGGUCGUGGUGCUCUACGUCCUUGACAACGACACCAACUUUGUUGUAAAGGUGUCCGUCGUUAUAGCGUUGGGUAUCGAGAUUUGGAAAGUCAAAAAAGUUGUCAGUAUCGCGGUUGAUCCGGAGAGGAAAUUGUUGGGUUCUUUGCCCUAUCCCAAACUGAUUUGGCAGUCAAGUUACGUGGAAUCGGACACGAAGGCUUACGAUCAGAUGGCUUUCAAGUAUCUUUCCUGGGUCCUCUUCCCAUUAUUAGCUGCUUAUGCAGGCUACUCGCUCAUCUAUGAAGAACAUCGAGGAUGGUAUUCCUGGGUUUUGUCCAUGCUAUAUGGCUUCUUCUUGACUUUUGGCUUCAUCGCAAUGACCCCGCAGCUCUUCAUCAACUACAAGAUGAAAUCAGUUGCUCACUUGCCUUGGCGCAUGCUUACCUACAAGGCUCUGAAUACCUUCAUUGAUGAUUUAUUUGCCUUUGUCAUUCGUACUCCUACCCUCUAUCGGAUUGGGUGUUUGCGUGACGGUGAGUCGCUUUUGCAGUUUUCAUCGUUCUUUUUACUGCCUCUUGAGUUUACUUGGUCUGGCGAGCUGGCCAGUGUGGGUAUCUUCCUCGUACCAUUUUAUUGUGCGGCACCAGUUUAG